Molecule: messenger RNA, 448 nt
Organism: Racocetra fulgida
Lineage: Eukaryota; Fungi; Glomeromycota; Glomeromycetes; Diversisporales; Gigasporaceae
Source: the annotation of a GenBank genome assembly
AUGGCACGUCUUUCCACAAAAUUCUCUGAAAGUAUACGAAAGGUACAUCUAACGGCCACAAAUUUAAUCAUCCAGCCAAUUGUAAAACAUCAGAGUUUGCGUCUUUUAGAACCUAGUGACCUUGAGUCACCCGACUGCAUACGAGCUGUCAUAUCACCUUCCGGUUUACGAGUCAAUAUACUGACAAUUAAGCGCUAUGAAGAAGAGGAUGUAUCCGCUAUCUCAAAAGAGUUCAAGGCAUUUUUUGAUAUGGAUUCAUCAAAGAUGUCUGGAACAAAUGAAUCAUAUUUACCUCCUUUAGUGCAAAUAUCAAUAACGCAAGAUGCAGUUACCAAAGAAUUUCCUUACCCUUCACAAUGUAUAUAUGUUGUUACUGAGGGUAAUAUAAGCUAUCAACGUGGAAUUUCUGAUUUCGGAAUGGGACCUGUAUUAUGGAGUAAUUUGGAUG